Ciona intestinalis (vase tunicate) is the source of this 1724-nucleotide messenger RNA. The record is from RefSeq and is a predicted model, not a curated record. Lineage: Eukaryota; Metazoa; Chordata; Ascidiacea; Phlebobranchia; Cionidae.
GCCAUUCAUGUUUCCUUAGUACAACCACAAGCUACACGGCUCUCACGUGGGGUAUCACCAUAUCCUGUUCAUGUCCAGUAAAGAUAGAAACUACAAACAAACAUUCAAAGCUUUUCGAGACGCAGCGAAACAUUUCAAGGCAAAGUCAUCAUCACAGGAGAACGAAGUUGUAUUCAUCCACGUGGAUACGUCACGUGAUAAUGUAAAGAGUGCGGUCAACUAUUACCACGUGGAUGAGAAUAAGGACUUACCAUGUAACAGGAUGACAAAAUUUGAUAAAUACCAUUCACGGUUUCUUCCACCGAAAAAUGCUUUGAGUUAUGAAGCUUUCGUUGGGUUCACUCAAGAUGUUGUAGACGGAAAAAUUAAGAGGAAUAUACGAAGCGAGUCGCAGCCUUCUGAUUGGAACACCUAUGAUGUGAAAACUUUGGUUGGUUCAACAUAUGAUGACUUUAUAAAGGACAAACGUCGAACCAUAUUUAUGAUGUAUUACGUUCCCGGUGACCAAGGAUCCGAAAAAGCUCUCCCAGUACUAAACGUCGCAGCUAAAGACAUGAGAUCCAACGCAACCGUUGUGUUUGGUCGUAUGGACGUCUCGAAGAAUGAUGGCGAAAUAGACGUCCAUACCUCUUACCCUUCGUUCAAGAUGUUUACAAGGGAUGGGAAGGUAAAGCCAUUCAAGCCGAAAGGUGACGUCACAGCUAAUGGAAUCAGGUUCUUCAUUGAGAGCAACGGAGCUUCGAGUGUGCCGGAUCCAGCAGACGACGAACCAGAAUAUGAUUUCACGUGGCAUGACGAUGCUCAUCCGAUUGAUGACGUCAAGGAAGAAGAGAAGAUGAGAGAAAGGUGGAAUAAAGAAGAGAAAGAAAUGCUGGAGAAGGCAGUCACGCAUGAAAUACCGGAAGAGCCUCACGAAAGUCAUAAAGUGGUUCAUCCUCUGGCUCAUCUUGAUCCGGAGGAAAGGGAUCCGAAACUCAUGGAUCCACAAGUACACGCCGAUUUUGAGCAUCACGAUUUUCACCACGAACUUUAGGCAUCAGUUUUUGGAACUUUCGGCAACGGUUCGCUGCGUUCGGCGUUUAUUAAUGCCGUCACAGCCUCCCCGCUGGCUUUUUGCAAACUUUCUACAGCUUGCCGCAGCACGCUUGGCGAAUCGUCUGAAAUUUUAAACUUGAAGUCCUGCUUUUCACCGUUUGGUGGGGUCAGAGUACCAAUUACGUCACUCAUUAUACUUACAGCUAACUGUAACUGAAAUAAAUGUAAAAAAAGGGUUUAGUUUGUAACUGUUCAAUACAGCUCAUAGGGCAAAGACAGAGGUAACUAAAUGGCUGUGUUUAAAACGUUAAAACUUUCGCCGUCUGUGCUGUACAAUGAUACUUCUUUUAAGUGAUAAUAUGCUAUUGUUUCAUCGCGCUUGACACUUCGUACAUUCCACUGAAGCGUUGAUUAUCACGAUGACAUAAUAAUAUAGCGCGUUUGUACGCACCAUACACCAUAACAUGGUAGCUGGUGAAUGUACUUCGCGCAAAGUUUUAACAGUCGCCAGAAAAUUGAUUAAAAUAGAAAAAUAAUCUUAAGUUUGUGGUGCUUCGCGCCUCAUAAGUUAAGUUUGAUAACGUAUAAGAAAUAGUUUCUUUAUAUUUGUGGUGCUUUAUUUUUUACAUUAGACAGCAUAAAACACAGAUAUGUUUGCAAAUCUUUACAACAUAAAUCACAAUUAUAAA